AUGUUACUGAGGUUGCUGGUGGUGACAUUAGUGGCGAUAAAGCGAGCGAGAGGAGUCCCAGCGCCCGCUCGUGUGGCCGACCCCUACUACCUGCUGCGGGAGAUGUAUCAAGGGCCGGUUGACAGCGACGAUCCUGCCCUUGUUGUGACCCCGGAAUAUCAGCGGACUUUCCACACAAAUCAAAAUCCUAAAUACAUAUACAAGGAAACCGGGGAUACAAGGCGUGAUAAGCCUCUCAAAUUGGCGAAUAAGAUAUGGAAGGUCGUAGGAGCUAGAAGACUUGGUGAGGAGCCAGGCGCGUCGAUGGGGAACAAGUACUCCACCCUGGGUCGAAAUGGACCUCGGAACCGGCUGGUAGGCGUGCUCGGGGGACACGGGGCUGACCGCGUCGACCUCUCCGACCCCGCCUGGCAAGUGGUGUCCCAGCUCCUCGUGCCCGUGGCUGUCAACGGCUUCCAGUCCGCGAACCUCCGACCCGAGGACUACUACUCGCACCGGGAAGAGAGGCCGACGACCCCUUCGGCUGAGACACCAGCGUCGCCUCCACUGCCGUCGCCUGCGCCUCCUACAGACGUCCCUGUUACUUCUAGGAUUGCACUGACGACGCUCUCCGACGAAGUCUCGGUUUCAGUGGCAGCGCGCAGUUGCUCGUCGAGACACCGACUGAACCACAGGCAGAGGAGAGCGAAAGCAGCGCCAGCCGCAACGGAAUCGCCGAGCCCUGGGCAGCCGACACAAGCCGUGGCGCCAAAUUCGAAAGAGGGUGAUUUCGAGACGCAGUCGAGGCCAACCGUCGGCGCAGCAGGAGGCCUGCAGGAACCUAGCGAAGGAACUCAUCAGAGCAUCGAGGAAAGCCCUGUUGACACUGAAGACACUGGUAUUCCCGUAGAUUAUACUGUGACAUUGUCAAAGAAUGACACAGACGUGACUACUGACUUCGAUGGUACUACCAUGCCCUUCUUUGGUACUACCAUACCCUAUGACAACAUCAACACCGAGAGCAUAAACACUGACGUCCCUGACAACAGUAGCUCCAAGAUGCCGAGUGUCCUUCCGACUGACGGUGGUGCCCUCUAUACGGAAACGACGACUGGGCACCUCAUUACCAGUGGCUCUACUGACUACAGCGACAUGACCACUGGAUUUCCCAACACACCCAACACAGCCACUAGAUAUACUAAUGCACCCAACAAUACCACUGACUUUACUAGCAUAGCCACCGAAUAUACUGACACACCCAGCAUAGACACUGAAUAUACUGCCACACCCAUCAUAGGCACUGAGUAUACUGACACUCCCAGCAUAGCCACUGAAUAUACUGACACACCCAGCAUAGCCACUGAAUAUACUAACAUACCCAGCAUAGGCACUAAGUAUACUGACACACCUAACAUAGCCACUGCGUAUACUGACACUCCUAGCAUAUUCAUUGAGUAUACUAACACACCCAAUAUGCCCACUGGGUAUACUGACACACCCAUCAUAGGCACUGAGUAUACUGACACUCCCAGCAUAGCCACUGAAUAUACUGACACACCCAUCAUAGCCACUGGGUAUACUGACACACCAAGCAUAACCACUGAAUAUACUGACACACCCAGCAUAGGCACUGAGUAUACUGACACUCCCAGCAUAACCAUUGAGUAUACUGACACACCCAGCAUAGCCACUGAGUAUACUGACACACCCAGCAUAGCCACUGGGUAUACUGACACACCCAGCAUAGCCACUGGGUAUACUGACACACCGAGCAUAGCCACUGAGUAUACUGACACACCCAGCAUAGCCACUGAAUAUACUGACACACCCAGCAUAUCCACUGAAUAUACUGACACGCCCAGCAUAGCCACUGAAUUUACUGACACACCCAGCAUAGCCACUGGGUAUACUGACACACCAAGCAUAGCCACUGAGUAUACUGACACGCCCAGCAUAGCCACUGAAUAUACUUACACACCCAGCAUAUCCACUGAAUAUACUUACACACCCAGCAUAUCCACUGAAUAUACUGACACGCCCCGCAUAGCCACUGAAUAUACUGACACACCCAGCAUAGCCACUGAAUAUACUGACACACCCAGCAUAGCCACUGAAUAUACUGACACACCCAGCAUAGCCACUGGGUAUACUGACACACCAAGCAUAGCCACUGAGUAUACUGACACACCCAGCAUAGCCACUGAAUAUACUGACACACCCAGCAUAUCCACUGAAUAUACUGACACGCCCAGCAUAGCCACUGAAUUUACUGACACACCCAGCAUAGCCACUGGGUAUACUGACAAACCAAGCAUAGCCACUGAGUAUACUGACACGCCCAGCAUAGCCACUGAAUAUACUUACACACCCAGCAUAUCCACUGAAUAUACUUACACACCCAGCAUAUCCACUGAAUAUACUGACACGCCCAGCAUAGCCACUGAAUAUACUGACACACCCAGCAUAGCCACUGAAUAUACUGACACACCCAGCAUAGCCACUGAAUAUACUGACACACCCAGCAUAGCCACUGGGUAUACUGACACACCAAGCAUAGCCACUGAGUAUACUGACACACCCAGCAUAGCCACUGAGUAUACUGACACACCCAGCAUAGCCACUGAAUAUACUUACACACCCAGCAUAUCCACUGAAUAUACUUACACACCCAGCAUAUCCACUGAAUAUACUGACACGCCCAGCAUAGCCACUGAAUAUACUGACACACCCAGCAUAGCCACUAAAUAUACUGACACACCCAGCAUAUCCAAUGAGUAUACUUACACACCCAGCAUAGCUACUGAAUUUACUGACACACCCAGCAUAUACACUGAGUAUACUUACACACCCAGCAUAUCCACUGAAUAUACUGACACGCCCAGCAUAGCCACUGAAUAUACUGACACACCCAGUAUAUCCACUGAGUAUACUUAUACACCCAGCAUAGCCACUGAAUUUACUGACACACCCAGCAUAUACACUGAGUAUACUUACACACCCAGCAUACCCACUGAAUAUACUGACACGCCCAACAAAGCCACAGCCAAUGGAGACAUCCCUUCCGCCAGCAAAAUGUCGUCUGAUUUACCCAGUACUACCAAUUUCUACACAGAUACAUCUACUGAAUCCACUGAUAUAGCCGGUAUUUUCUCCAGAAGUACCUAUACUGACGAAUACUCUGAGUAUACUGGCGUUACUAAUGAAUAUGACAACACGGCCUUUGACAACACCGUCCUAUCAACUGGCACGACUACAUACAUGACCACAGAAACUGCAAAUGGGAUUCCUCAAACUGACAGCGUCACAGAACAUUUCAACGUGGUGGCAGAGCAGGCCAGUAAAGCACGGUCGUUUUAA
Molecule: messenger RNA, 3336 nt
Organism: Penaeus chinensis
Lineage: Eukaryota; Metazoa; Arthropoda; Malacostraca; Decapoda; Penaeidae
Product: mucin-2-like
Exons: 6
Coding region: 1-3336 (1111 amino acids)
Source: RefSeq, a predicted model, not a curated record